Gekko japonicus is the source of this 789-nucleotide messenger RNA. Its product is annotated as rho GTPase-activating protein 6-like. NCBI's taxonomy places the organism in Eukaryota, Metazoa, Chordata, Lepidosauria, Squamata, Gekkonidae. The transcript has 3 exons. The coding region runs from base 1 to 789 and encodes 262 amino acids. The record is from RefSeq and is a predicted model, not a curated record.
AUGUCCGCGCACAGCCUGCUCAACAGUGUCUUCUCCUGCUCUGCCUCGCCCUCCUCCACCAAAGGCUUCUCCAAGCGGAGGCUCCGCCAGACCCGCAGCCUGGACCCAGCGCUCAUCGGCCAUUCCAGCAAGGAAGAGGCGGCGGCGGGGGAGACCUCAGCCCGCGCUCCCCGGGCCAGGGCGGCGGGCGGCAGCCCCUCGGCGGAAUGCCUGGCGGCCUUCUCUUCGCGCGCUCUGCUGCGCCCGGCCGGCGGGGGGCUGCCCGCGGGCGUCUCCUCGCUCUCCACGCCCAGCACCCCGCUGGAGAAGUCGCCGUCGGGCAGCUUCCACUUCGAGUACGAGAGCCCGCGAGGCAAGCGGCACACGGCGUGGGAGCUGCCUUUCCUGGCGCGCGCGCCCUCCGCCUCGGCCCUCGGCAGCGCCCCUGGCGGCGGCGCCGGCGCGAACAGCCUCUUCUUUUCGCCCCGAAGGUGGCUCCAGCAGAGGAAGGGCCCGCAGUUGGCCAGUAGCCCCACCUGCGCCUACGUCGUCUGGGAAACCGAGGGUGACUUCACUUGGAACAGCAUGUCAGGACGCAGUGUCCGUCUGAAGUCUGUUCCUGUUCAGAGCCUUUCAGAAUUGGAACGUGCUCGGCUACAGGAAGUAGCAUUUUAUCAGUUGCAGCAGGACUGUGACCUAGGUUGUCAGAUAACUAUUCCUAAAGUGCCUCUUCCUCCAGCAGAAGAGCCACUUCAGGAGGAGAAAGGCUCCUUCAGAAUGAAAGAAGGCCUUAACCUUGCAUCAACAUGA